GCAAUAUAUAUGUAGGAUUGGAGAACGGAACGUAGUAUGGAGAGAGCGAGCAAGUGUGUUUGUGUGUGAAAGGGAUGCAAGAGAGGUUUGGAAGAUGGCGGAUUACAAGCGAACGACGACAGAGUGCUGUGCAUAAUUAAAAUUAAAAUAAAGUGCUUAAGACGAAGAUAUAUCCCGUAUUUCUUUUAACCAAUAUCCCACAGUUUUGGGGGCUCGUCCGGGAUAUAAAAGAAAUACGGAUCACGACGAUUUACGACGAUGUCACUGAAAGACGUGAUUGUGGAAAAGUGUGUUACGGACGACGACCACGCGGACUUCACAAUGGCGGCGUUAUUUCUGGAUGGAAUUCCUAAGUUCAGCGGAGAUGACAAGACGUUAUCAUCAUCGAAGUGGGCGCAGGACAUCGAGGAUAAUGCUGAAAUAUUCAGAUGGACAGCACAGCAAAAAUUAAUAUUCGCACGAAGGUCACUUAUAGGCACGGCGGCCCUGUGGCUCAGGAGUGAAAAAGCAUUCAAGACGUACGAUGACCUUAAGGCGGCAGUGCAGAGAGAAUUUCCAGAUACCGUUAAUAUCAAGGAAAUGCACGAACUUAUGACGUCCCGCAAGAAACGACGAAAUGAAUCAUAUUAUCAGUAUAUGUUACACAUGAAGGAGUUAGCACGCAGAGCAAAGUUUCCCGAUUAUGUAGGCGUGCAAUACAUAAUAGAUGGCAUUCAAGAUCAUGAAUCAAACAAAUCUAUACUAUACGGUGCUACGUCUUACCCGGCGCUGAAAGAAAAAAUAGUUUUGUAUGAAAAAAUGAAAUCGAAGUCGAGUGCGAGUCAUACUAAAAAUAUACCUAUAACUAAGCCGGAUAGUGUAACUACAAGUGAAAAUAAAAUAAUAAGUGAGCGGUCAGAUCAACAUAAAGGUCAGAAUAGAAGGUGUUUUAAUUGUGGUGAUCGUUCCCACAUAGCACGGGUGUGUCCAAACGGGAUAAAGUGUUUUGGUUGUAAUAAUUAUGGACACAGGAACGGACCUGAAUGUAAAUUAAAUAUGGCGUCUGCAAGACCAAGUUCAUCAAAAAUAGAAAACAAAACAGGCGACGCUAGCGCCAGCGGCAGCGCGUCAGUGGGCGGAUCGGCGAAACAGUUCAAUAUGCACUAUGGCAUUGUGACAGAUUGCCAACCUAACGAAAAUCGAACUGUCAGUGUCAUGUCACGAUCGGCGUCUGCGGCGGACUUUGACGUAAUGCAAAUUCAAAACAAAAUUAUGCCCGGAAAGCCCAUGAAAGAAGUUACAGUGAAAGAAUUUACUAUGAAAGCAUUGGUGGAUACGGGCAGCGACGUAAAUUUAAUAUCUCACGAGUGUUUUAACGCGAUCGGCGCGAGAAUUUCCGAAGAUUAUUUAUGUUUAACGGGACUCGGACAUACGCAAGUGAAAUCUUUAGGCAAAGUGUUGUUUAACUUAACUAUUGACGAUGUAGAAUUUAAAGACGUGUUAUUUCAUAUUGUUACUAAAGAUGUUAUGCCAUUUCAUAUGAUAUUAGGACAGGAAUUCUUAAAAAAUAUAACCAUGAUAGUAAAUGGGGAUAAAGUUGUGUUUUUGAAUGAAUGUGAGGGUUGGAUGUCGAAGUUGUCUUGUUUUUCAGAUUCUAUUGUAGAAGUUGAUCAUAUCUUGGACCCAAAUGUGAAACAGCGGGUGUUACAAUGCAUUCAAAGUUAUAACCCGAUUCAAGUGAAAGAGGCACCCAUCCAGUUGAAGAUUAUUCUCAAAGACGACAUUCCUGUUAAACAGCGGCCUCGAAGAUUAUCUUUGGUUGAACAAAAACUAGUGGAUGAUCAGGUUAGCGAGUGGCUAAGUACAGGAAUAAUUCGGCAAAAGACGAACAACAAGCUGUCGAAAGACUCCAGUUGGUGUUAAAAGUAGCUUCAGAGUAUGGUUUGCAGAUUAAUUGGAAAAAGGCUAACCUUAUUAAACGUGAAAUUGAAUAUUUAGGUCACAACAUAAAGGACGGAGAGAUAAAACCAAGCUCAGAGAAGACUAAUGCUGUAUUAAAGUACCCAGAACCUAAGGACAUCAAACAGCUUCAAAGUUAUCUUGGUUUGACCUCAUAUUUCAGGAAAUAUAUUGAAAAUUAUGCUUUAAUUGCUAAACCACUUACAGAUUUAUUGAAAAAAGAAAAUGAGUUUAUUUUUAACGACGAGCAAAGACGAGUAUUUCAGAUACUAAAGGAAAAGUUGGCUACUAGUCCGGUGUUAAAGAUUUUUGAUCCAAAAUUGAAGACGGAGCUGCACACAGAUGCUUCUAGUGUAGCAUACUCAGCUAUUUUGAUGCAGUAUUGGCCUGAUUCAGGACUUCACCCAGUUCAUUAUAUGAGCUGCAAGACAAACAGUGCUCAGAGUAAAUAUUCAAGUUAUGAACUCGAAGCCUUGGCAAUUGUUGAAGGUGUAAAGAAAUUUAGACAUUAUCUGUACGGGAUACACUUUAAAAUAAUUACGGACUGCAAAGCAUUUGAAAUGACCUUAA
This is a messenger RNA of Bicyclus anynana (squinting bush brown), 2508 nucleotides long. RefSeq lists its product as uncharacterized. The record is from RefSeq and is a predicted model, not a curated record. The transcript is spliced from 2 exons. NCBI's taxonomy places the organism in Eukaryota, Metazoa, Arthropoda, Insecta, Lepidoptera, Nymphalidae. The coding region runs from base 259 to 1902 and encodes 547 amino acids. Gene Ontology annotation, biological process: proteolysis. Gene Ontology annotation, molecular function: aspartic-type endopeptidase activity; nucleic acid binding; zinc ion binding.